Molecule: messenger RNA, 4252 nt
Organism: Gaeumannomyces tritici R3-111a-1
Lineage: Eukaryota; Fungi; Ascomycota; Sordariomycetes; Magnaporthales; Magnaporthaceae
Product: DNA mismatch repair protein MSH3
Exons: 1
Coding region: 194-3640 (1148 amino acids)
Biological process (GO): mitotic recombination; mismatch repair
Cellular component (GO): nucleus
Molecular function (GO): ATP-dependent DNA damage sensor activity; mismatched DNA binding; ATP binding
Source: RefSeq, a predicted model, not a curated record
AGCUGUCCUGCCUUCCUGUUCAAUUUUGGCCAGCCACGUAACGAAAGCCAUCGAUUCCAGUGAAUUCUCGAAUGGCUUGUAGCACUCUUUGGUGGUCCUCAUUCCCACCAUCUUGCCUUUCCUCUGCACAAAUUACUUGUCAGGAGUCCUUUCGGGAGCAGGUGGGUGUGCUUGCCGCCUGGGAUCAGUAAAUAUGGCGGGACCACCAUCAACCAAGAAGCAGGCUUCGCUCGCCAGCUUCUUCACCCCUAAAACUAUCAACGGCCUACGCAAGCCGCAGACACAGCCGCCCAAACCGGAGUCCGAGGCCGCGCCCCAGCCCAAGAAAACCGAUGCGGCCCUUGCAAGCGAACGGGUCACCCGCAAGCGACCCCUCGAACCAGAUGCCACCGCUGGCAACACCCGCCGAGAGCCCAGACGCAAGCGGUCUAGGCUUGUCCUCGACGAUAGCGACUUCGAGGACGAUGCCGGGGACCAGCACCAGGACCAGGACGAUGGGAGCUCCUACUCGUCAUCAAAGCCGGCUCCCGAGAUGACAGAGGGGCCGCCGAAACAGACGUCAUCGGAUUCGGGGAGCAGGACAGAGCGGUAUCUUUACGAUGGAUCCAGCUCUCGUGAAAAGGCCGGCGCCGACGAGGACAAAGAGGAGGACGCGGCAACCAUACGACGCAAGCAGGAGCUUCACCGGAAGUUUGUCAAAAAGCUGGGCCACCCAGACAGCAUGCUCCGGUGGAGAAGCGCACAAGCAGCCGACACCGCUGGCCCCGACGACGAAGACGGCGACGGCGGCGUUGACGAGGACGAGCCUCCACCACCGGCCAAAGGGAAGAAAAAGGGGGCCAAGACGGGAAAGCUAACGCCCAUGGAGAUGCAGUUUCUCGACAUCAAGAGGAAGCACAUGGAUACGGUGCUCAUAGUCGAGGUCGGCUACAAGUUCCGCUUCUUUGGAGAGGACGCCCGCAUCGCCGCCAAAGAGCUCAGCAUAGUUUGCGUCUCGGGCAAGUUCCGCUAUGACGAGCACUCCUCCGAGGCCCACCUGGACCGCUUCGCCUCGGCGAGCAUCCCAGUGCACCGUCUACCUGUGCAUGCCAAGAGGCUGGUGGCGGCCGGUCACAAGGUCGGCGUUGUACGCCAGGUCGAGACAGCCGCCCUCAAGAAGGCAGGCGACAACCGCAACGCCCCGUUCGUGCGCAAGCUCACAAACGUCUACACAAAAGGCACAUAUAUCGAUGAUGAUCUGGGCGAGCCGGCCCCCACGACCGAGGGGUCGGGCGCCCCCGCGGGUGGCUAUCUCCUCUGCAUCACCGAGUCGGCAGCCAAGGGCGCGGGCACCGACGAAAAGGUUGACGUGGGCCUGAUCGCUGUGCAGCCGGCCACGGGUGACAUCAUCUACGAUAGUUUCGAGGACGGCUUUAUGCGCAACGAGCUGGAGACGCGGCUGCUUCACAUCUCGCCCUGCGAGCUCCUUAUUGUUGGCGACCUGAGCAGGGCUACCGAGAAGCUGGUACGCCACCUGUCUGGGAGCGCCAGCAACGUCUUUGGCGACAGGACGCGCGUCGAGCGUGUGGCCAAGGGCAAGACCAUGGCGGCAGAGGCCUCAUCGCACGUCACGCAGUUCUACGCCGGCAAACUCAAGGGCAACUCGCACGACGAGCGAGCGGUGGAGCUGCUCAACAAGGUCCUGGGUUUACCCGAACCCGUCACGCUGUGCCUGUCGGCCAUGAUUACGCACCUCACCGAGUUUGGGCUGGAACACAUCUUUGACCUGACAAAGUACUUCCAGUCCUUCAGCACCAGGUCACACAUGCUGAUCAACGGCACCACCCUCGAGAGCCUGGAGGUGUAUCGGAACCAGACCGAUCACAGCGAGAAGGGCAGCCUGUUUUGGGCGCUGGAUAAAACAAAGACCCGCUUCGGCCAGAGGAUGUUACGAAAGUGGCUCGGUCGCCCCCUGCUCGACAAGGGGCGCCUUGAUGAUCGGGUGGCCGCGGUUGAGGAGCUGUUUGAGAAGCGCGCGACUGCGCACGCAGACAAAUUGCAGCGCCUAGUGGCCAGCAUCAAGACAGACCUGGAACGGAGCCUGAUCCGUAUCUAUUACGGUCGAUGCACCCGGUCCGAGCUCCUGGCCGUGCUGCAGACGCUGCAGCGGAUCGCCGUCGAGUACGCCCGUGUUAAGGAGCCUAGCGAGACGGGCUUCGAGUCGCAGUUGGUCACUGACGCUAUCUGCUCGCUGCCGGCCAUCCGCGACACCGUCGUGGAGUACCUUAACCGCAUCAAUCCCGAGGCGGCGCGCAACAAUGACAAAUACGACUUCUUCCGCGACGACACGGGCGAGGAUGGCGAGGACAAUGACAUCUCCAACCACAAGCUGAGCAUUGCAUCAGUCGAGCAGGACCUAGACGCGCACCGAGCCGACGCGGCGGUGACGCUGGGACGCAAGAAGGCCGUCGACUACGUCACGGUGGCGGGCAUCGAGUACCUCAUCGAGGUACCCAACACGGACUUGCGCCGUGUGCCGGCGUCUUGGGCCAAGAUCAGCGGCACCAAGAAGCUCUCACGCUUCCACACGCCCGACGUCGUCCGCCUGGUGGCCGAGCGCGACCAGCACAAAGAGGCGCUUGCCGCUGCCUGCGACGCCGCCUUCAAGGCCAUGCUGGCAUCCAUCGCCGACGAGUACCAGCCGCUGCGUGACGCCGUUGCCUCGCUGGCCACGCUCGACUGCCUUCUCUGUCUGGCCCAGGUGGCUGCGCUGCCUGGCUACAGCAAGCCUACCAUCCUGCCGUCUUCACAUCCGCCCACCAUCAGCAUCACCGAGGGUCGCCACCCCAUCGCCGAGCACACGCUGCCGGGCGGCUACAUCCCUUUCACCACCACGCUCGCCGCCCCAGCUCCGCUGGCCCACCUCGUCACGGGGCCCAACAUGGGCGGCAAGUCGUCGUUUGUCCGCGCCCUGGCCCUGGUUGUCCUUCUCGCCCAGGUCGGCUCCUAUGUGCCCGCCACCGCCGCAAGCCUGACCCUGUCGGACGCCAUCUACACUCGCAUGGGCGCCAGCGACAAUCUUUUCGCCGGCGAGUCCACAUUCAUGGUUGAGGUUGGCGAGACGGCAGCCAUUCUGCGCGCCGCAACACCCCGUUCCCUCGUCCUGCUCGACGAGCUUGGCCGUGGCACCAGCACCCACGACGGCGCCGCCAUUGCCCACGCCGUCCUCGACCACGUGGUCCGCGAGACGCGCUGCCUGACUCUUUUCAUCACCCACUACCAGAGCCUCGCCCGCGUCGCCGAAGGCCUGGGCCGCGACCUCGUCCGCAACGUCCACAUGCGCUUCACCUCGUCCAGGGCCGAGAAGGCCGGGGGCGAUACUGCGGACGCCGAAGACGACGUCGACGAGGAGAUCACGUUCCUAUACGAGGUCACAGACGGCGUCGCCCACCGCUCAUACGGCCUCAACGUUGCGCGGCUCGCGCGCAUCCCGCGCAAGAUCCUCGACGUGGCGGCUCGCAAGUCACGUCAUAUGGAGGACGAGGUCAAGAUGAGGAGGCUUCGCGGCGCUGCGAGGCUCCUGAACGACGUCUGCCAUGGGCGUGGCGGCGACGAUAUGGAUCAGCUGGACCACUUAAUUUCCAGCAUUGAGCAGCUGUGACGCGCGGACUAUGUAAUAAACAACUGAAGACAAUAUGUUUGUCUACCCUGCACCAAAAUCUAUUUAAAGCACCGCGACUAGAACAAGCGGUCUCUUCCCGACUGUGGGGGGGUAACGGAAGAUGUAUGUUACCGAGCGAAUUUGGCACUUUCUCUAUACUUCACUGGGGUCUGGUAUCACCUGGGCUAUAAAGACAAGGAAGGCACCCUGUUUGUACUGUUAUCAAGAAGUUGGGUUUGGCCAUCUCAUCGCCUGGUACGAGAUGUAUACAAAAUUGUUGCGCAGCCAAGAUAACAAGAAACCACUAGGUCCAGACCUCGCGCGUUCCUCAAUGUUGCCGGAGCGUCCCUAAGCUCAAUGGGAUGAGCGUCCCAGGCAUCAUAUCUCGGCUCAGAUUCCCCGGACCCCAGCAUCCCGCCGACGAGUACCUGUGCUGUCAGCGACGGUCAAAGAUCUGCAUGGUCAGCAACCGCACAACAAGGGCUCUUCCCCAACCACUCAUGGCGACGGUGUUCAAUCUAUUGAUCAAACGCCUGACCGAGAGAAUCACGUGGCGUUCUGCCUUGAUUAAUUAACUGGCCACCCUCGGCCGAGUGCUCGUCGACUUUUGCC